UUUGGAUUUCACAAGGGCAGAGCAACACCCAAGAAUCUGCCCUGGGACUCCUCUGGAAUCACCAAACAGAUACACUUUCAUAUAAGUACUGUCCCAUACAAAACACUGAGACCACCAUGCGCAGCAUUUACAGAAUCAUAGCAAGUCAGUAUGACCCCCUGGGCUAUCUCAUUCCCUACACUACCAAAGCCAAGCUUAUAGUACAGCGCCUUUGGGAUAAGAAAAGAGACUGGGAUGACCCGCACUUACCUGCAGAUCUUCUACAGACCUGGACAGAGUGGGUGGAGGAGCUGCCUGCCCUACAACACAUUGUCUUUCCAAGGUGUUAUACCAGUCCAAUCAGAGAUACCGACAUGAGUCAGCGAGAGAUACACAUCUUCUGUGAUGCCUCUGAGCGGGCUUAUGGCUCAGUCGCUUAUCUCCGCACAGAGGAUCAAUGUGGGGAGGUAGAGGUGGCCUUCCUCACAGCCAGGUCACGAGUGGCACCCAAAAAACAGCAGUCGAUCCCCCGUCUGGAACUCUGUGCUGCACUGACUGGGGCACAGCUGGCUAAAGUAGUCAGAACAGAACUGAACCUUCCCAUACACCAACUCACUCUGUGGACUGACUCCACCACAGUUCUCACUUGGCUGCUUUCAGACUCUUGCAGAUUCAAAGUGUUUGUUGGAACUAGAGUUGCUGAGAUCCAGGACAUUACAGACCAGCACACAUGGCGUUAUGUUCCUUCAACCUAUAACCCAGCAGAUGACAUAACACGGGGGAAAAGCCUAUGUAAGCUAGGGCCAGAUAGCCAUUGGUACCAAGGGCCAUCCUUUCUCAAAGGUCCUCCAAAUCAGUGGCCAGAAAUCCCACACCCCAUGCCUGCAGACGAAAGUGAGCUUCGUAAAACAGUUCCCUGCCUCCUUACCUGCUUCACAGCCAGCUUGUCAUUCCCUGACUUCAGCCAGUAUAAGACAUUUGAAGAGCUACUGGAGUCCAGGGCCUGUCAUGGGGCGGCAGGCAAUCCAACAGCUGAUGACUACAAGAUGGCGGAAAUCAGUGUCCUACAGCAAGCUCAGGAAGAGUGUUUCCCCUCUGAACUGGAGCAGUUAAAGGCAGAUAAAUCACUUCCCAGAAACAGUCGGCUAAAGGCACUGGCCCCUGAACUGAACCAUGAUACACAGCUAAUCAGGGUAGGAGGUCGCCUUCGCUGUAGCCCUUAUCUAGAUCCUGAUACUGUGCACCCCAUUGUCCUAGACCCAAAACACCCAGUGUCCAAACUGCUCAUACAGAGUUAUGACACUAAACUCCAUCAUCCAGGCCCAGAAAGAGUCUUUGCAGAGCUUCGGCGAAAAUAUUGGAUUCUUCGCGGCAGGGAGGCAAUCAAACGUUGUCAGAGGACUUGCGUGGAGUGCCAGAAGUGGAGAAGAAACCCUGAAGUCCCAAAAAUGGCAGACCUCCCUCCAGCCAGAUUACGUUUAUUUAAGCCUGCUUUCUACUCAACAGGAAUGGAUUGCUUUGGUCCAUAUACUGUCAAAGUAGGUCGCAGAAAUGAAAAGAAAUGGGGCAUCCUGUUCAAAUGUCUUACUACAAGGGCUGUUUACAUUGACAUCCUUCAUAGCCUUGACUCUGAUUCAUUCCUUAUGGCUCUCAGACGAUUCAUCGCUAGACGAGGCAAGCCAUUCGAGCUAUUAUCGGAUCAAGGGACUAACUUCAAAGGAGGGGAGAGAGAACUGAAGGAAGCAUACGCAGCUAUCGUCCCUGAAUUGCAACAGCAACUGGCAAGCCAGCAAAUACAAUUCCACUUCAAUCCCCCUAAUUCUCCACAUUUUGGUGGCAGCUGGGAAAGAGAGAUUCGCUCCCUUAAACAGGCCUUGAUGACAACACUUGGUGCCCAGUCUGUCACCUUCGAAGUAAUGUACACUGUGCUGGUGGAGAUUGAAGGGAUCUUAAAUUCCAAGCCACUAGGCUACAGUUCAUCUGACAUUUCUGAUCUAGACCCUAUCACACCAAAUUCCCUUCUCAUGGGGCGGCCAGAUUCAUCACUUCCUCCUGUAAUAUACCCUGAAUCUGAACUGAUCAGUCGACGCAGAUGGCGUCAUAGUCAAGUCCUUGCCGACCAAUUCUGGAGGCGCUUCAUCAGGUUCUACCUUCCCAGCCUCCAGACCCGCCAGAAGUGGCAAGAUGAGACAUCUGACCUCCAGGUUGGCACCAUCGUCCUGAUUGUCGACCCCCAACUGCCCAGAGCACUCUGGCCAGUGGGCCAGGUGUCGAAGGUAUUCCCUGGAGUAGACCGCAGAGUAAGAGCAGCAGAAAUUAAAGUUGGAAAGAAGUCAUACACACGCCCAGUGGCACGCCUCAUCCGAUUACCUGCCAUACCAGAUUAAAGGUACUUUUAAUGGUGUAGGACAGGUUAUAGGCCCUUUUGUUAUUGUACAUAUUUCCCUUUGGAAAUCUGGGGGCGGCUGUAAAAAAGGCCACACGCAGGUUAUAUUCAUUUGGCUAAGCUUCCCCUGCAAUACACCACACUCAACGCACACGCAGCAUCCAUCCUGUGAGCCAAUCAGGACUACAUGCAGGAUGCGAAAGGUCAGCGGUCCCGCCCACAGAACGGAGUUAGAGCGAUCGGGAAAGCGGACAGAUGCGAGCUGCACUGUAGCGAUUUAUAUUUGCCAAAGUUGUGUGCGUGCCUAAAAAAAAACCACACACACUCAUGCAAAUUCUGUGGUGACAAUAAAUGGGUUAAUCCCGUACAAGUCUUUUA
This is a messenger RNA of Carassius gibelio (silver crucian carp), 2743 nucleotides long. RefSeq lists its product as uncharacterized. The coding region runs from base 117 to 2366 and encodes 749 amino acids. The transcript has 2 exons. NCBI's taxonomy places the organism in Eukaryota, Metazoa, Chordata, Actinopteri, Cypriniformes, Cyprinidae. The record is from RefSeq and is a predicted model, not a curated record. Gene Ontology annotation, molecular function: nucleic acid binding. Gene Ontology annotation, biological process: DNA integration.